GGCAAAGGAACUCGCAAGGGGGGAGUAAACACACCUGCAGCGAAGCAGCUCGCGGCACACACGAAACAGAGAUCGAAAGGCCCAACAAGCAUAGCAGCGUAGCCGACGGAUGCAGACCAAGCAGGCAAGCAAAGGUAGCUAGGCGGGCACGCCUUCCCUUCCUCGCCUCUGCUCCCCGCCAAAGUGCUAAACGAAACUAUCCCAGCACCCACCUUCCUACAACCCCCCAAAAAAUCCUAUAAAUGGACGCACCACGUCCACAAAAACAACAGACUGGCACAACCUCCUGGCCACACACAGCCAUCCAAAUCUCUUCUUCCCCUCCUUACCAGCACCAGGCAAGUGCAUACGGCAAGGAAGCAACAAGCACCAGCAAUUUGGGCACCAAGAAAAGGGAGAUUCUUGGAUUGGUUUUUCGGCGAAGAUGGUUUCGCCCAUGGUGAUCGCGUCGGCGGGGCUCGGGAUGCUGGCGGGCGUGGCGAUGGCAAACCGGACAACGGGCGACGGGCUGCAUGCGUCGUCCACCCCGUUGCUCCACGUGCAGCGGCACCUGGGUUCAAAUCCUCGCAGAGGCGAAUUUAGGUUUCAUUUUAUUCUUAAGGACCAGGUUUUUCUGGUACUCACGCAUUUAUUGAGAACUAGGCUUGGCAGCGGCAACGGCCGGGAGGAGUGCCUCUGCAGCCGUUGGUCUGACGGCGACGUCGGCUGCGGGACGUGCUCCGGCUCCGGCCGCAAGCGGUGCCGCAGCUGCGGAGGCUCUGGCACCGGCCGACCGCUCCCGGCGCGACUCAUCGUCCAGGACCAGGAGCAGAAGCUGCCGACCGCGCCCGGGCGACGCGGAGACUACAACUAA
Molecule: messenger RNA, 853 nt
Organism: Triticum aestivum (bread wheat)
Lineage: Eukaryota; Viridiplantae; Streptophyta; Magnoliopsida; Poales; Poaceae
Exons: 2
Coding region: 425-853 (142 amino acids)
Source: RefSeq, a predicted model, not a curated record